CGCAAAAGACAGUUCGUGGAUACACAUCGCCGGAGAUUUUCGCGGGCGCGUUACAACUGCGCGCUAAACGGGCCGUUCGCUAGAACACAGACCCAAAACAUCAGCAGCAAAGCUUUCAAAAUAGCAAAACACAAAACAAAAAAAACAUUUACAAUUUUCCAACAAAUUCUGAACAAUUCUCAAAAAAUAAUUGACUGCUUAGCCGCGACGUGUGCGCCAUCGAGCCGUUGAACUUUGCCAACAAAAGUAUUUCAAAAACAAUAUUUCAAAAAUAAUAUAUUUUUAUAAAAAAUAUAUUCAAAUAACUGCUGUUGUGGCAUAGAACUUGAUUUCAAAAACAAAAGAAAACAUAUUUGUUUAAUGUCUGUGUUUUCUCUUUUGUCGAGCUGUUCGUAAACAAAAUUUCCGUUCGUUGUUUUUCCUAUCAAGACACGAAGCAAGUGCGUGUGUUUAUUUUUGGAUAUACAGUAUUUUGAAAUUUGAAAUAUAAAAGUACACAUCAGAGAUACCAAAGCUCCCAAUGUGAACCAAAUGCAUAGUCAUUUAUUAUUUGCGUAACAACAGCUUACACUAUACAACACAACACAGCACUGAACACACUCAGACAAACACAACACACUGAUCUUUACUGACACACGGAACAAAUUGUGAUACACAACAAAACAAAAAAAAAAGCCUAUAAGGCCAUCUAACAGCUGCAACAACAAUAACAACUUUAGAGUACAAAAACAAGUGUACGAAUACAUCCAAUAUCCAAAACAGGAGCUCAGCCACAAGUCACAAUGGAUUUCGAUCAAAUUCUUGCCAAAUGUGGCGACUUCAAUCGCUAUCAGUUUAUGAUACUCGCCCUUUUUGGUUUUAUCAAUAUCAUCGUAUCGAUGCAUUACUUUACGCAAACAGUGAUCAGUUUUGUACCAGAUCAUUGGUGCUAUCAUGAGAAGUUAGUGAAUAUGACAUAUAAAGAAAUAGCCGAUAUCUAUUCCAAAUUUGACAAUCCUUCGUGCACACGUCUCGCUGACAUCGAUGGACCAAAUGUAACGGUCAGCACACAGGAGUGCGAAAGAUGGAUAUACAACUAUGAUUUCGGCUACAGAAGCAUGAAUACUGAGUUGAACUGGGUCUGUGACUCAGCGUAUAAGGCACGCAUCGGACAAUCCCUGUUCUUUAUUGGCUCCGUUGUCGGUACAUUGUUCUAUGGACUGCUUUCCGAUAAAAUUGGACGUGUUCCAGCGCUGAUAUUGUCGAAUUUCUGCGGCUUCGCUGGCGAUUUCUCGACGAUCUUCACCAAAAGUGUGGCCACCUUCACACUCUGCCGCUUCAUCUCGGGCCUGGCUGCCGAUACAAACUUCUAUCUCAUGUACAUUAUAGUUCUCGAAUACAUUCGGCCCAGCAUGCGCACUCUGGGCCUGAACAUGGCCGUGGGUCUCUUCUAUUGUCUCGGACUGGUGUUUACGCCCUGGCUGGCUGUUUGGGCCGGACAUUGGCAGAUCUAUUUGGCCUGCACAUCGCUGCCCAUUUUGCUGGUGGUGCUCUACUAUUUUGUGGUGCAGGAGAGCGCUCAGUGGCUGGUGACGCGCAACGACAUUGAUGGCGCGAUUAUGCGAUUGAAGCGUGUCGCACGCUUCAAUGGCUGCCAUGUGACGCAGGCGGACUUCGAUGAGUUCCGUCGUCAUUGUCAGAUGACGCGUGAGAUGCAGGGUGGCGAUGAUAAAAAGCAUGCUACGUUGUUGGACAUGUUUAAAACUCCGCGCAUGCGCAAAAACACCCUCAUUCUAUUCUUUAAAUCCAUGGUGAUUACUCUGUGCUACGAUGCCGUGUCGCGUAAUGUGGAGGGCAUGGGCAUCUCACCGUUCAUUAUGUUCUCACUGAGCGCCUUGGCCGUGCUGCCAUCGAGCAUUUUGCUCGUCCUACUCCAAGAUCGCAUCGGACGCAAGGGCAUGGCCUCGGGUUCACUGUUGGUGGGCGGUAUAUUCACAGUAGCCGCUGGCAUUGCCAUCGCCUAUCAGCAGCACAGUCACAAUGCCAUACUGCUCGCAUGUCUGACGAUUGCCGUGCGCUUCGGUGUGGCCAUUUCCUAUGAGUCUGGCUCGCAAUAUGCCACCGAACUGAUACCCACAUGUGUGCGUGGCCAGGGCGUGGCGGCGGUGCAUGUGGCCGGCUUUGCGGCCUCCUUUUUGGCACCCUACAUCCUCUGGCUGGGCACGUUCUUCAAGGCAGCGCCCUCAAUCAUACUGGGCGUGCUCUUCUUUGCCGGCUCCUUCGUUUGCCUGCUGCUGCCCGAAACGCUAAACAGGAGUCUACCAACCACCAUUGAAGAGGGUGAGGUCUUCGGCAAGGGCGAACGCAUGUUCGACUUCCCCUGUCUGCAGCAUCAUGAUGACGAUGACUCCGACUCUGAGAUGGAGAAGUACAAGCGCAAGCAUUCGCUCAUCGAUGCCAAGCAACAGGUGGAAUCCGGCAACUAUAACAAACGCAAGCAAUCGCUCAUCGAUGCCGAUCGCGAGGAGCAGGCCCUCAAGGAUGCCAAGCAUUGAGCCACCAUCUAGUUCGUAGUUUUAGUUAAACAAUUUUUGCCUAAGCCUUUAAGAGAGCAACAAAGCAAGCAACAAACAGAACAAACUUGUCCCCCCUCUUUUCUGUAAUCUGUAAUCAAGCGCUAGCUUAUUAUUAACUGAAUAUCCAGCAACACAAACUUAAUUCCUCGUCUAUUUGUGUGCUCAGCAUCUGUCUAUCAUCUUUUCUACACAUAGGCUUACUUAACAUACUAUAUAUACACAUAUAUAUACAUAUAUAUAGACUUAUAUAGACAUAUAUCUAUUUAGGAACUCAUAGAUCUAUGCAAAUUAACAAAACAAAGUUAACCAACGUAUAUAUUUUCCAAAGGCCUGUAAAAUAUCGAAAUCGAAAUUUGGAAUCGCAUAGUUAACAUUUAAGCGGCACAAUUUCACUUAACUGAAACAAAUUGAAUACUUACAUAUGUAAUGAAUAGUUAUGAUUAUAAGUGCAUUAGUAUUUAGUACAAGUUCAUUUCAGUUUUGAUUUUUACUUCGAUUUGUCGUCAAAUUCUAAUUUGAUACCGCCUACAAAGCUAUUAAGAAAAAAGUAAUAAAACAAUACUUAUAGACAUAUAUAAAU
This is a messenger RNA of Drosophila albomicans, 3135 nucleotides long. RefSeq names its product organic cation transporter protein. NCBI's taxonomy places the organism in Eukaryota, Metazoa, Arthropoda, Insecta, Diptera, Drosophilidae. Gene Ontology annotation, molecular function: transmembrane transporter activity. The record is from RefSeq and is a predicted model, not a curated record. The coding region runs from base 783 to 2534 and encodes 583 amino acids. Gene Ontology annotation, cellular component: membrane. Gene Ontology annotation, biological process: transmembrane transport. The transcript has 7 exons.